UCAGAGGAGGCCUGAACCUUAGACUUUCACUUCAAUUUAGUUUCCUGAGUUUUUAGUCAUGGGUUUUCGUUUGCCCUUGAUGAUGGUUUCUCAUGUCAAACAAAUUAUGAAACUGCAACCUCUUGCCAAAAACCGGUUAGCAGCAGCAACGGCAGAUGUUCCGAAAGGCUAUUUUGCGGUUUAUGUUGGGGAGAAUCAGAAGCAGCGGUUUGUGGUUCCGAUAUCUUACUUGAACCAUCCUUCGUUUCAGGACUUGUUAAGUCAGGCUGAGGAAGAGUUUGGGUUCGACCAUCCCAUGGGUGGUCUCACCAUUCCCUGCAAAAUAGCCAACUUCAUAGAACUCACUUCUCGCUUGCAGGUGAAUAUCCUGUGAGAAACAAGAUCAGCAAGAAGGAAGCCUAACAGCAGAAAAUUGUUGGUCGACGCCAAUCUUUUUCCACUCUUUUUUAUAUGCAGAGUGAUGACCCAUGUCUUCAAUUUUGACAUGAAGGUUCUUGUCCCCUCAUUGCAAUUUAGUUUGUGAUCCAUUUUUCUUUGAGAUGAGAGGGAAAAGUCUGGAAGCACCUGACAAGGAAGGUUACCUCUUCGCUCAAAAAUGACUGAAGAGAUGGAGAUGGAAAUAGAAUGGGCCAAAUGUUUUUUCCCGGCCAAGUGUGAGAAUUGGUCAUCCCACCUCAGCUUGCCCUGUUUCCAUUGCAAUACAGCCCUGGUAAAAUUUUAAUACAAAGAUGUUCCUUUCAGAAAUCUCCAUGGAGGAUUCUAUUAAUUCAUCUUCGACCUUCUGUUUCUGAUAUAGCGAAAGUGCCUUUCAAUUGACUUGAAGGUUGUAAUUUAGUUUGUAUUGUACUUCUUUUUGAGUUAACUAGGAGGAAUCAAAACAUCAGUUUUGUGGAGAACAUCCUUUUGGGGCCUUUGGUUUGGCCUUCUGAAUUUGUAGAUCUAGUUUGUUUCUAAGACAUUUGGCUGAACAAAAUUAAAGCAUCGCUUUGAUCUUUUGCAUCUAUUUGUCUUUCUCAUCAUAAUAACAAUUUAUGAUUUCAGGUUUUUGGAAGUUAUAUUCUUCCUAUCUCUAAGUAUGAUGAAGUUAGUCUCAGGGCCAC
Molecule: messenger RNA, 1100 nt
Organism: Vitis riparia (riverbank grape)
Lineage: Eukaryota; Viridiplantae; Streptophyta; Magnoliopsida; Vitales; Vitaceae
Product: auxin-responsive protein SAUR21-like
Exons: 2
Coding region: 59-373 (104 amino acids)
Biological process (GO): response to auxin
Source: RefSeq, a predicted model, not a curated record